This is a messenger RNA of Teleopsis dalmanni, 3147 nucleotides long. Its product is annotated as protein Shroom-like. The record is from RefSeq and is a predicted model, not a curated record. Bases 1 to 3147 code for a protein of 1048 amino acids. The transcript has 5 exons. Lineage: Eukaryota; Metazoa; Arthropoda; Insecta; Diptera; Diopsidae.
AUGUUUGUCGAGAGGGAGAGCUCUACAUCUCAGUUGCCUACUGAGCUCAUAGUAGCACCGAUUAGCAAAAGUGAUUCUUCGUCUAAUCUGCAAGCUGACAUCAUUAUUGAUCGUAAUGGCAGUGCCAAGGACGACAUGAGCGAUCAAUGCAGUCUAACUCAGGCUGGUCUUGAAGAGUACAACAUACGUGCGUCCUCCUAUUACGAUCAGCCGGUGUUGUUUCAUCAUCAAAAGCAGUCAUCGUAUGCGCAGUCGGAAGGCUACCACAGUUAUGUGUCCAGCUCGGAUUCAAGUUCAGCCACACCAUUUCUAGACAGAUUACGUCAGGAAAGUGAUUUAUUAUCCCGUCAAUCACAUCAUUGGUCGCAAAACGAUCUUUCAUCAGUAUCUGGCAGCUCUGUAGCACCAUCACCGACACCUCUGCUGUUAAAUCCGAAACAUGAACGCAGUGCGAAUGAGGAUGUUGACACACAUCACUUAUCACAUCAACAGCAAAACAACAGCUCUGAAAGUACGUCUUCUACAGAGACUCUUAAAUGGUUGGGUUCGAUGAGUGAUGUUUCUGAAGCUAGCCAUGCUACAGGUUAUUCCGCAAUUUCGGAAUCAGUUUCAUCAUCACAACUAAUUGUACAUAGUUCCCGCGUUUUAACACCAAAAAGACAUCACAGUGAAAGUGUACUAUAUUUGAAUAAUGACCAUCAACAACAACUUUCACCAAAUUCUCAAUCACCUAAACAGCAACAACAACACAAUUCCAAAGUUAGCCCUACUCUAUCGGCACGGGAGCACCAUUCACCCGUACAACUGAUUUCAAAUCACCGACACAGUCCAAGUUAUCCGCCUGUACAUACAACACAAACCAUACAGCCUUAUCAAAAACAAUUAGUCCCAAUUAAAAGGGAUUUAAAUACCAUUGACUUGCCAAAAAGUUCCUUAGUUGCAGCUACUGAAAAUGUAGGUACUGCAACGCCUAAGUUAGUAACAAUUACACCCGCAACUAUAGCACCUAUAGCAAUUCAAACACAGCCUUUGGAAUCGCAGCAGCACAAAUCAAAUAUAUCUGUAACAAUAUCAAAUAGUGAAGCUGUGGUAACAAUAUCUCCGCAACCGCCAGCCAGUAGCCUUGUUAAAUGUGACACAACAUCAAGCAGCGAAAAGAGCAUAACAUCGAGUGCUGGUACUAAAACUGUUUCAAAUCAACCGUCGACAGCGUCUCCACAAUCCCCACUGUCCGAUACACAUGUUUCUACAGCCAGUGUAAGCAGCACGUCAUCUACAACUACUCCGAUAACAGCUGCAGUAGUAACAUCCGGUACUGCACUAACUACUCCAUCUUAUCGUAGUAAUCAUCGUCUUUUUCCAGUAAGCACCUAUACGGAACCAAUACAUAGUAAUACCUCACAUUAUGUGCACCAUCCAAAACCACAAUACAGUGCUAAUUUGCAAAAGCCAUUGGCCAACAAUCCAACACUAAAUACAACAGUUGCAAACACUGAUGCUGCAAACCAAGCAAAACAAGCGCAGAAUUCACCACCCGCAAAUUGGCAGUCAGUAGCUGAACGUAUUAAUGACUUUGAACGUGGAGGUGAGAUCAAUGAGCCACAAAAAUAUACAUUUAUCGAUCCCAGCAAAACACAUCGAAUUUCAAAUCCCGCCUUAAAAGCAUUUCAAAAAAAUGCGGUGCAAUCGUAUUUUGAGCGCCAACAGCAGCAGCAACAAAAUCAUUUGCAACCACAAACACAGUCUCAAGAUAAUAGCCAACAAAAAAUUUAUCAACCACAUCCCUCACAUCAUCACCUACAACAGCAACAAUUAUUACGUCCACAUUCUUAUCAGUCAGUAACGUCUAUCAAAGAUGCAGCUGGUCACCAAGCACUACGAAACUCGUUGCCUAACACUUAUGGUGGCAAUGUUACAAAUACAAAUCCAACGCGUAACAGCUUGACGACAACCACAAAAAUACCCACAAUGUCACAAAAAUCUGUUUCAAGUGAUAGUUUAGCAUAUACUGCUAAUGUACUGAAUACUUCACCAAGCGCGAAACCGCCUUCACCAGCACCACCACCACCACCGCCACGGUCGCGUUCACUAAUGGCAACAACCUUACUACGUCGUUCCUCUUCAGCAUCAGAUUAUGCAGAAUUUCGUGAUCAAUUUACAACCGCUUCACAAGAGAAAUUGCAAUCGCAAUCUAUAAAAAACAUAACAAAUGCUGAGAAAAUGUCAUUUAAUGACUGCGGUAUGCCACCACCACCUCCACCGCGUGCACGUGCACCAAUAACUUCGAGACGUACUUCAUCCGCAUCUGAAUAUGCAGCUAUGCGCGAUAAAGUGUUACUACAACAUGCUGCAGCAAUCGCACACCAACAGCAUCAUCCACACCAACACCAGCACAGUAAAGCGCAACGCACACCAAACUUAUAUACAUCACCACCACAUAGUGUAUUGAUAGCACCGCAUGAUGAUUGGGUGCCAGAGCGUCCACCAAAAAAUCCGAAUUUACGUGUACCAUCUCCAGAUCUACCACCACCACCUGCUGAUAUAGACACAAGUCUCUCAGAUGAGCCCUUACCACCGCCACCACCAGAAAUACUACAUCGGCAGACAAGCUAUUAUGAGAUCGAAAAUAUUGCACCAUUAAGUGGUAACGAUACGUUAGCUUCAGCUUUAUCACCUAAUAGACGUAAUAGCUUCGCCGGUUCUUCAACACGCAAACUCUAUCACAAUCGCAAUACGGGUAGUACGCAUGAUAUGCAUACGAAAGCACCACCGCUUAUACCCAAAAAACCAACGAAUAUUGAAAUUUUACAAGUCUCCAGACCUACAGUAAAUUUAGUGCAACAGUCCAAUAAGGCGCUUAAAGUAUUAUUGAAUGGUGGUUCACAUAUGCAUCAAGCACAAUUGCAGACGGUGAAAAUGCCACAAGCUGCUAAGAUUACAAGUCGUAAACGUCCACAUAAUCCAGCGUUAAUAACAGUGCCACCAAUUUUGGAGAAUCAAACAAUGACAAGUCCAGUUAAUCUCUCACCAACUAGUAUGAAUUUAUCAAGUAAUAACCUCAAUAAGUCUUCACCACCACCAUUAAUGCCGCGUAUGCUGAUACCGAAUCAGGCUCCUACUAUGUUGAUCAACAGUAAACAAAGGUGA